GGGACAGACCGUACUCCGAGAGCACAUGAUAAAGCGCUGCUCCGCAAACUGCGUGUUUCUCGGGCGCAGAAACCAAUGUCCUGGAGGUUAAUCAACUGUCAAAUCUAAUGAUUCUUCCGCUCUGUUCGUCAAUCGUCGUUGAACCGUCGUUAUUUGAUGGUCUAAAGUCAAGACAUGUCGGAGGUCGCAAGCAAUUAUCCCAUCGAUUUUUUCUUCUUUGUCAUGGAUGGAAUUGGUGAAAGUAAUCUGCUGCUUUGAUGAUUUCCUCUAGCUUUCCAGAGAAAUCUCAAUCCGAGUGGUCAAGUUAUCACGGAAAUUGAUUAAUAAUGUUUUCCUAAAAUCCAUUUCGUUUUGAAGAGGCGAAGCUGCGCAUGGAAAUAACGUGGAUUAUAUUGUACAGAAUAAAUUGUGCUUGAAGAGUCAGCUCAGUCUGCCUGUGAACUGUCCACCUGUCUGUCCACAGGACAUGUGUGGUGUAACAGACGGAAGGAUUCUCUCAUCCUGCACUGAGGCUGGAAUAGGGAUAAAUCCUACUAUGGAAUAGGAGAAACAAAACAUCUGUAGUAUCCCUGUGAGAAAAUAUGUUCAACCCUUCACCUCUACAGGACGAAGGAUGUCAGAAGUGAUGCAGAAUCUGGAAAAAUGUCAAACCCAGAGAGGCUGCCAGGAAUGUAUUUUACCUUGUUUUUGUUUAUUAUCACGAGAUUCAGUGAAACAAAGAAUCAAUCAAAAAAGAACAUGUUAAUCUUUGGAGGAGAGCGAGAAAAACAGGAGAUAAUCUUACUAAAAGCUUUCUCUCCGACACAACGUUUCUUCCCGCUAUGAGCUGAUUUACCCUUUCCCACCCCCUGUGCACACACGCACGCAAACUCACUCACACAACAAUGGAUCUGCUGAACUACACCAGGGUCUUCACGGACAGUGACAGAGGACUCUUAUUGGACGAGACCGACUCCUCAACCCGCAUUCUGACGGGCUGUUUUCUCUCGUUACUUAUCCUCUCUACAUUGCUCGGCAACAUCCUUGUGUGUUCUGCCGUCACCAAGUUCCGUCACUUGCGUUCCAAAGUCACCAAUUACUUUGUGAUCUCACUGGCCGUAUCCGACCUCCUGGUCGCUGUCCUAGUAAUGCCGUGGAAGGCUGUGACAGAGAUGGCCGGGUUCUGGCCGUUUGGUUCGUUCUGCGACACCUGGGUGGCGUUCGACAUCAUGUGCUCCACUGCGUCUAUCUUAAACUUGUGUAUUAUCAGCGUUGACCGCUAUUGGGCGAUAUCCAGCCCCUUCUUCUAUGAGAGGAAAAUGACUCCUAAAGUGGCGUUUGUGAUGAUCAGUGUGGCCUGGAUGCUCUCCAUUCUAAUCUCCUUCAUUCCUGUCCAGCUCAACUGGCACAAGUCCCAUACUUUCACCUCUGCCUUCACCGCCCCUAUCGGCCUCCAGGACUCCCCAAACUCGUCUAAUCCUUUUGGGGGUAACAACACGUAUCAGACCCCCCGGGAAUGGGACAACUGUCACUUCAGCCUGAACCGGACAUACGCCAUCUCCACCUCACUCAUCAGCUUCUACAUCCCGGUGAUCAUCAUGGUGGCCACUUACACCCAGAUCUACCGCAUCGCCCACCGUCAGAUCAGCCGCAUCGCUGUCCUGGAGCGUGCCGCAGAGAACGCCAAAAACCGACACGACAGCAUGGGCAAAGGCGGCUCCAGCAUCUCAGAGUCGGAGAGCUCCUUCAAGAUAACGUUCAAGCGGGAGAGAAAGGUGCUGAAGACAUUGACUCUGAUCAUGGGUGUGUUCGUGUGCUGCUGGCUUCCCUUCUUCAUCCUGAACUGCAUCGUGCCAUUCUGCGAGCCGCCACCCUCCGGUGGAGCGGAGGGCUUUACAUGCAUCAGCCCCACCACGUUCAACGUGUUUGUGUGGUUCGGCUGGGCGAACUCAUCCCUCAACCCCAUUAUAUACGCCUUCAACCCCGACUUCCGCAAAGCCUUCUCCAUCCUUCUGGGCUGCCACAGACUCGGCCCCGGUGCUCACGGCAUGGACACCUUCAUCCUAAAUAAGAAGUGACUGACGAAGAAACUCUCUCGGACGGGUCGGGCACCUGCAAGAUUAUUGGGGUCGUCAGCCGGGAGGAGUGUUCUAUUCCAAGUGAGUUGGUCCCGGCUAAUUUCCUAGUUAAGUGAUCAGAGAAGAAAGAAGCUUAACAGCUUAGCAGGGUUUGUCUCAGAGGACACGUCCAGCUCUUUGAUUUCCCGGAGCAUUUUGGGUCAUAGCUACUAGAUGCAUUUUAGAAAGUUGGGAGAAAUUAGUACACUCUAAGUGGUACAUUCUAAAGGGAUAGACCAUUUGUGAUGCCGAUGUGAUGCAGACAGAGGCGAUGGCGCAGUGAGUCAGAGCCCCUGAUUGGGCAUUGAUACAGCGACACAGUGUCUCUGGGCUGUGCAGUGAUCCAGUGAGUCAAGUGACUUCGGACUACAAUGCCCAGGGCCACAGAGAUGUUAUAGAGCUGAAGGAGGGGGAAGGAUUAAGAUAGUGAGUGUUCUGUUGUAUCAUGACAAGGAGAGGUAGAGGUGUCUACUAUCCUUUCAGAUGUAUAAUCCAAAGACCAGGCAGGCAUGAGAGGUUAGAGACAAACCAAGACAUACUGUAUUUAUUUACCAUAUAAACAAGAUAAUUUAUCCACAGGUGACUUACAAAUUGCUGUACUGGAUCAGCUCCAAGGAUUGAUGUCAAUACUGAUAAAACAAUGUGUAUGCAUUCCUGUGAAUGUCAAAAAGGACACUUUAUUCAGUAAGUCAGGAGAUGUAUUGCUGUACCUCAUAAAAAAAAAAAAACAUACGUCUGUUCUCUUGCCAGCAGUGUGUUUUGAUUUUGAUAAUACAGUCCACACUGAUACAGGGAAUGCUUAACAGAAAAAUUGCUUUAAUGACGGUAACAAAAUUCAGUAUCAGCCUAUCCCAUAACUAACAGCAAUGUCAUUUGGACUACCAUUUAAUUAUUUGGCCACUGGUUUUGCCUUAUUAAUGAAUGACUCAUAUUGCAUUGUGUCCUGUGCUUUUUCCAAAACAAUGCCAGGUGGCCGGCUUUUAAAUAUUCAACCUUGAAAAGGAGUCAGAAUAAUUGUGG
Molecule: messenger RNA, 3116 nt
Organism: Esox lucius (northern pike)
Lineage: Eukaryota; Metazoa; Chordata; Actinopteri; Esociformes; Esocidae
Product: D(1) dopamine receptor
Exons: 3
Coding region: 885-2057 (390 amino acids)
Biological process (GO): adenylate cyclase-activating adrenergic receptor signaling pathway
Cellular component (GO): membrane
Molecular function (GO): G protein-coupled receptor activity
Source: RefSeq, a predicted model, not a curated record